Molecule: messenger RNA, 824 nt
Organism: Rosa chinensis
Lineage: Eukaryota; Viridiplantae; Streptophyta; Magnoliopsida; Rosales; Rosaceae
Product: probable protein phosphatase 2C 24
Exons: 3
Coding region: 78-410 (110 amino acids)
Biological process (GO): protein dephosphorylation
Molecular function (GO): protein serine/threonine phosphatase activity
Source: RefSeq, a predicted model, not a curated record
GCUCCUAAAGCCUCCAUGAACUGUUGGCAGAGGAGUGGGAAAAAGGAAGCGGUGAAGAUCAGUGGAAUAAAAGGUGGAUGGGAGCCCUUGUUAGGGCUUACAACAGAGCAGAUGAUGCUUUUAUAGACGAGACAUUAGCACCAGAUACAGUUGGAUCGACAGCUGUGGUAGUGAUUCUGUCAGCCUGUCAGAUCAUUGUUGCCAAUUGCGGUGACUCUAGGGCUGUGCUUUGUCGUGGAAAUCAAGUGAUCCCUUUGACUGUCGACCACAAGCUUGACAGAGACGAUGAAGUAAUUACAGUUACUGAAGCAGGGGGCAGGAUUCUGUAUGUUGGAUGCCCUACAGUUGAGGGGGUUCUCGCUAUGACAAGAGCAAUAGGUGACCAAGAUCUAAAGCCGUGGAUUAUUUAAGAGCCAGAAGUUACUUUUUUGACCAGAACUGAUACUGAUGAAUGCUUGAUUCUGGCGAGUGAUGGCUUAUGGGAUGUGAUGUCUAAUGAAAAGGUGAUGGCGAUGGCUCGCAGGAUGCUGAGGGAGCUUCGCAAUCAGUAUGCAACGGUAGCCAAUGGAUCAGUUAGCCCAGCACAGUAUGUUGCAGAAGAAGUCCUCAAGAAUGCUCUUCGAACUAGUACUGACAACGUUUCCAUUAUUGUUGUUGACCUGAAAAGGCUGAGGAGAAGGAUGCAACAAAAGGCAGAAGCCGAUAUAUGAGAGGAUAGAAGUUCAAAUCGUUUUGGACUGGCCUUUUUGUCUUUGAGUCUCCUAGCGGAUGUUUCAUAUAUAUGGAAUUGAACCGGAAUUAUUAAAGCUGAUCUAUUCGAACUU